Molecule: messenger RNA, 507 nt
Organism: Eupeodes corollae
Lineage: Eukaryota; Metazoa; Arthropoda; Insecta; Diptera; Syrphidae
Product: protein snwA-like
Exons: 2
Coding region: 1-507 (168 amino acids)
Source: RefSeq, a predicted model, not a curated record
AUGACGACGACGACGAAGGAUGCCGAUGCACAAGGCCAACAAAUUGUAUUGGUUUUUGGAACAAUAGCCACAAAUAACAAUCAACUUGGUGUUAUGAUCAAAAAGACCAACGAAACAAAGAAGGCCAAUGAGAUCAAAGAGACAACCAAUACCAAUGUGAUAAAUGAGGCCAACGAGACCAACGAGGCCAACGAAACAAACGAGUCCAACGAGACCAAGGAGGCCAACAAGACCAAAGAGAACAACGAGACCAACGAGACCAAGGACAAGGAGGCCAACGAGACCAACGAGACCAAGGACAAGGAGGCCAACGAGACCAAAGAGACCAACGAGAUCAACGAGACUAACGAGACCAACGAGACCAACGAACGAGACCAACGAGACCAACGAGACCAACGAGACCAACGAGACCAACGAGACCAACGAGACCAACGAGACCAACGAGACCAAACAGACCAACGAGACUAUCGAGACCAACGAGACCAACGAGACCAACGAGACCAAUGA